CACGGAAGGGGCGGGACGCGCCGCGCCCCGGACUGUUGUGGAAGCGGGGCUGCGCGGGCGCCAUGGAGCGCUACUCGGGCGCCUUGGAGGAGGCGGCGGACGGGGCUCGGCAGCAGGAGCGGCACUAUCAGCUCCUGUCCGCGCUGCAGAGCCUCGUCAAGGAGCUGCCCAGCUCCUUCCAGCAGCGCCUGUCCUACACUACGCUGAGCGACCUGGCCCUCGCGCUGCUGGACGGCACCGUGUUCGAGAUUGUGCAGGGGCUCCUGGAGAUCCAGCACCUCACUGAGAAGAGCCUGUACAACCAGCGCCUGCGGCUUCAGAACGAGCACCGGGUGCUCAGACAAGCGCUGCGGCAGAAGCACCAGGAGGCCCAGCAGGCCUGCCGCCCACACAACCUGCCAGUACUGCAGGCAGCCCAGCAGCGUGAGCUGGAGGCAGUGGAACAUCGGAUCCGGGAGGAGCAGCGGGCGAUGGACAGGAAGAUUGUGCUGGAGCUGGACCGGAAGGUGGCUGACCAGCAGAGCACGCUCGAGAAGGCAGGGGUAGCCGGCUUCUACGUGACCACCAACCCACAGGAGCUGACGCUGCAGAUGAACCUCUUGGAGCUCAUCCGGAAGCUACAGCAGAGGGGCUGCCAGGUGGGGAAAGGGGGCCUGUGACCGGAAACACCCCCUGCCCAGCACACCUGAGAAGGCAGCCCUGCACCAGAGGCAGCGUUCAGUCACAGAGCUCCCCUUCUGAGGACCGGCCACCCGUGACAGGCCUGCACGUGUCACCACCUGUGUGUGGAAGUGCUGUCCACAUGCAAAGCGGGUGUCAUGAAGAGGAGACACACCCGCCACCUUCCCCACGACUCAGUAGAGGGGACCUGGAGGUCCUAGCACUUCUCUCUCCACGGGACUAUUGCGACCUUCUGCAAGCCCCAGGCCGCAUGCUGCUGCUGCUGCCCUCGGCCCCCUCCCCCAGCAGCUGCAGCCACUGCCUGGGAAGGGCUCCCAGCCCAGUUCCCAUGGGACCCAGAGAAAUAAAGGCGCCUGGGCAAGG
Molecule: messenger RNA, 1044 nt
Organism: Ochotona princeps (American pika)
Lineage: Eukaryota; Metazoa; Chordata; Mammalia; Lagomorpha; Ochotonidae
Gene: DGCR6L
Product: DiGeorge syndrome critical region gene 6 like
Exons: 5
Coding region: 63-659 (198 amino acids)
Source: RefSeq, a predicted model, not a curated record